Molecule: messenger RNA, 999 nt
Organism: Anopheles cruzii
Lineage: Eukaryota; Metazoa; Arthropoda; Insecta; Diptera; Culicidae
Gene: Samtor
Product: S-adenosylmethionine sensor upstream of mTORC1
Exons: 1
Coding region: 1-999 (332 amino acids)
Biological process (GO): negative regulation of TORC1 signaling
Source: RefSeq, a predicted model, not a curated record
AUGGCUUCUCGAGAGCAAUUGGAGCUGUCUGGCCUGAUAAAAUCAGUUCAUCAACGAUUACGAGAAUCCGCGAAACACUCCGAUCCUGAGACCGUCUGGCGGGAGCAUGUUCAGGACGCUCCGCUGUUGCAAAACUACGCCGAAGCCAUGCACAAACUGGCCACACGCUACUGGGACCGCACAAUGGAUGUGACCUGUAAACGUUCCAAUAGUCGCAUCGAUUGGGUUGUCGCUUCAUGCCGGAGUUAUUUCACUGGCCCAACACCGUUACUGUACUUGUUCCGUGAUAAAGACGACAAAGUAAUGCAGGCCAUUGAAAGCGGGUAUCGGCCAACCCAUCAACCGCACUAUGUAGAGAAAAUCAAAAUGCUCGACGUUGGAAGCUGCUACAACCCAUUUGCCGCGUUCGCGGACUUCGAAGUGACCGCCAUAGACAUUGCCCCAGCACAGCCGGAUGUUUGGUAUUGCGACUUUCUCGAGGUCGACGUGAAAGAGAGCAUCGACCGCCCACAGUUUUUGCCGGAGCACCACGCAAUCGAAGCAUUUCCACGGAGCCAUUACGAUGCGAUCGUGUUUAGUUUGCUGUUGGAGUAUUUGCCAUCACCCGACCAGCGGCUAAGAUGUUGCAGCAAAGCCUACGAAAUGCUACGUCCGGAGGGUAUUCUGCUCAUCAUUACGCCCGAUAGCCGCCACCAGGGUGCGAAUGCACGCUUAAUGAAGAGCUGGCGGUACACGCUCGCCGGAAUCGGAUUUACGCGGAUUAAGAUUGAGAAACUGGAGCACGUUACGUGUAUGGUGUUCCGUCGGUCGUUAUUCGCUGCCAUUGGGAAGCGAUGGUGUGCGAUUCAUCGCGAGGCGUACAUGGAACCGGUACUGAACAUACCGCAAGACUUUAAUGAAACGCCGACGAACGACGAACGAAUGGAUUUCGUAAGGAGUAGAGCGGACGACGACGAAAUAAGGGAAGCAUUCUCUGGACUUCCCUUCGAGCACAGUUGA